Messenger RNA from Cynocephalus volans (Philippine flying lemur), 1185 nucleotides. It is a transcript of the gene PRMT8, whose product is annotated as protein arginine methyltransferase 8. The transcript is spliced from 10 exons. Bases 1 to 1185 code for a protein of 394 amino acids. Gene Ontology annotation, biological process: peptidyl-arginine methylation. The record is from RefSeq and is a predicted model, not a curated record. Lineage: Eukaryota; Metazoa; Chordata; Mammalia; Dermoptera; Cynocephalidae. Gene Ontology annotation, cellular component: plasma membrane. Gene Ontology annotation, molecular function: protein-arginine N-methyltransferase activity.
AUGGGCAUGAAACACUCCUCCCGCUGCCUGCUCCUGAGGAGGAAAAUGGCGGAGAACGCGGCCGAGAACACCGAGGUGAGCGGCCCCCCCUCCCAGCCCCCGCAGCCCGCGGUCCCACCCAAGCCUGUGCAAUGCGUCCACCACGUGUCCACUCAACCCAGCUGCCCAGGGCGGGGCAAGAUGUCCAAGCUGCUGAACCCAGAGGAGAUGACCUCCAGAGAUUAUUACUUCGACUCCUACGCCCACUUUGGGAUCCACGAGGAAAUGCUGAAGGAUGAGGUGCGGACGCUCACCUACCGGAACUCCAUGUACCACAACAAGCACGUGUUCAAGGACAAAGUGGUGCUGGAUGUUGGGAGUGGCACAGGGAUCCUUUCCAUGUUUGCUGCCAAAGCAGGGGCCAAGAAGGUGUUUGGGAUUGAAUGCUCCAGUAUUUCUGACUACUCAGAGAAGAUCAUUAAGGCCAACCAUUUGGACAACAUCAUCACCAUAUUUAAGGGUAAAGUGGAAGAGGUGGAGCUGCCUGUGGAGAAGGUCGACAUCAUCAUCAGCGAGUGGAUGGGCUACUGUCUGUUCUAUGAGUCAAUGCUCAACACGGUGAUCUUUGCCAGGGACAAGUGGCUGAAACCUGGAGGGCUUAUGUUUCCAGACCGGGCAGCUUUGUACGUGGUAGCAAUUGAAGACAGACAGUACAAGGACUUCAAAAUCCACUGGUGGGAGAAUGUCUAUGGCUUUGACAUGACCUGUAUUCGGGACGUCGCCAUGAAGGAGCCCCUGGUGGACAUCGUGGAUCCAAAGCAAGUGGUGACCAAUGCCUGUUUGAUAAAGGAGGUGGACAUUUACACAGUGAAGACAGAAGAGCUGUCAUUCACAUCUGCGUUCUGCCUGCAGAUACAGCGCAACGACUACAUCCAUGCCCUGGUCACCUAUUUUAAUAUUGAAUUUACCAAGUGCCACAAGAAAAUGGGGUUUUCCACAGCCCCUGAUGCCCCCUACACCCACUGGAAGCAGACCGUUUUCUACUUGGAAGAUUACCUCACUGUCCGGAGGGGGGAAGAAAUCUACGGGACGAUAUCCAUGAAGCCAAAUGACAAAAAUGUGCGAGACCUCGAUUUCACAGUAGACUUGGAUUUUAAGGGACAGCUGUGUGAAACAUCUGUAUCUAAUGACUACAAAAUGCGUUAG